Anopheles arabiensis is the source of this 3011-nucleotide messenger RNA. RefSeq lists its product as uncharacterized. The transcript is spliced from 7 exons. The coding region runs from base 1444 to 2466 and encodes 340 amino acids. Lineage: Eukaryota; Metazoa; Arthropoda; Insecta; Diptera; Culicidae. The record is from RefSeq and is a predicted model, not a curated record.
UGUCAGUCGAACAACAGCACGGACCGUACACGUUUUCACGAUACGUUAUCUGCAGGUAGCUGCGUUCUUAUCGAACGUUAAUCCCGGGGGUUUCCGGGCAGGUUCUGUGUUUUGUGCGGUGUUUGUUUUUCCAAUCUAGUGUGAAACUCGUGUACGUCGUCCUUCACUGUUGGUGGGGAAAAACAUUCUUCAGUUUAUCAGGGAACUGGGAGUAGAAAAAGAAUUUGAAAUAAUUCUGGGGCUAGCUGUGCUGUCCGGCUGUGCUUGAAGAGAAGUGUCGGACCGGCUUAGUGUGAUGACAGUUUAAUCAUCGGCGCCAAGCGGUUCGGACCGUAGUUAAUUUCGUGUAAUUGUGUUCACUUCGUUAGACGAAAUAAUUUCAAUCGUGUUACUGCGUUGCAGAGUCUGCAAGACAGGAAAGCAUAUUAAUAUCCAACUAACUACCAGGAACCUGAUUGCGCUUUGUGUCCAAGCUAUCUACCGAAUAGCCUCACUCUCGUAAGACCGAAAGGAUUACAGGAAAACGUUAUCCUUUCGGGUAUUACGCAGAAGGUUCCGGUAUCGUGGCCAACAGUCGUCGGCUCCCGGUCGGCAGUCGGAUUUUCAAUAAAUAAUCGUUAAUUAUUCAGCACAAUUUACUCAAUGAAAUGGUUAGCGGUGAACGAAUCCAUUCAAAUUUUAUAAUAAUGUAGAUUUAUGGAAACCCAUUGCACAGUGCGCUUCUGCAUCAGAUUUUUGGCUGCUCCCGACUACCCUAUUCGCUUCCCCAGUGCUCGGAGUGGUGGAAGGAUAGUGAAAAACGUGGUGCGAAAUCCAUUGCGAUCGGAAGUGACGCGUGCCAAAAAGAAAGCAUGAAAAACAUCGAAAUGUGUAUGCAAGUGUGUUGAUUAUCGUUCGUAUGAAUUAAAUGGGAUGUAAGUGAAAAAAAAAACGGAUCCAAAUCCGCAUCUGCGACAGGAGGAAGGCGAAAAGGUUUGUGCAGUGAUAUUUAAAUCCCGAUGACCGAUGCCCGAUGCGCCAUGUGCCCAGUGUGAGAGUGCUGUGGAGAAUAAAACGGAAGGAUACAAAUGUGCACCGUGCCAAAUGUGCUAUAAAAUGAGCCAGACGAAUAAAAUCAUCGGCUAGUCAUUAAAAAGGGCAAUUUGUGUGUGCGUGUGUGGGUGUCUCCCUGUGUGUAUGUGAGUGUAUUGUGUCCGAUAGUCGAUCUGUGCAUAAGUGCACGUGUGCGUGAGUGUGUGUGUGUUUUUGCAAUCCGUUAAGCGCAUCGCGUCAUUAGCAAUCUCCAGUUGCGCAAGCGGAAGUGUUCGCGACGCUGCUGGAAUCUGUAUUCCCUCGUGGGACCGGAUAAAAGAAUAGGUUGAUCAUCGGAAUCUACAGAUCACCUUUAUCAGCACGUGCAUCCAUUCCGUCUUUAUACUAGCACACGAAGAAUUUCGCGCAACAAUGGUUGGGGAUUGGUGUAAACUGCUUACGGACGUACUACGUCCAUCGCGGUCCAUCGGUUGUAAUGUCCUGAAACGGUUCAUCAGCAUCGGCAUCCUGCUACAGAUCAUCGCCAAUUGUGAUUAUGGCUUUGGUGCUAUUCGAUCGGUGCAGCUGGUGGUGGACCCUCCCGCAGUACGCCGUGGACAACAUGCAACGUUGCGUUGCCUCUACGAUUUGGAUGAUUCGCCACUGUACUCCGUCAAGUUCUAUCGCGGUUUGCGAGAGUUCUACCGUUACUCACCGGGACAGCAGCCGAGUAAAAAGAUAUUUCCUUUUCCCGGCAUCAAUGUUGACGCUUCGCUCUCCGACAACCGACAGGUGGUUAUCAAAAAUGUGGGCUUCGGGCUGUCGGGCAAUUUUUCCUGUGAAGUUACAGCAGACGCACCAUCGUUCUCUACCGCCACCGAACACAUCAGCAUGCAAGUAGUGGAACUACCCGACAGUGGGCCCACCCUGUGGACGGAACAUACCCGCUAUGAGCCAGGAGACGUGCUGAGAGCAAACUGCACUUCACAACCGUCGAGACCGAAAGCUGAGCUAACACUGACGCUGAACAACAUGGUGGUCUACACAUCGCACGAAGAAUCACGAACCACCACGGACAAUCUGAUCUCGAGCAGUCUCACCUUACGGCUACACCUGCAAAGCUCGCACUUCGGUACGGGGCUGAUGCCGGGACUAGGCGGUGCGUCCGGAUCCGGUGGCGCACUGUUGCUGCGAUGUACCGCCACCAUAGGGAAGCUGUACGAGCGCUACACCGAGCUGGAGCUGGGCGUGCCCCAGCGGGAUCCAAUACCGGCCAGAGUCACCUCGUCCGGCGGUGGACGGAUAUUGCCGUGCCCGGCAGGAAGCAUCGCCGGGUGCCGAAAUCUGUGGAUGCUGAUCCUCAUCACGCUGGCACUGGUGCUGCACAACAACCAUCCCUCAUUAGCCCCACUCAGUCGACCGCUCGUCCCGCUCGGUGCGCUUCUUCGAAGAUAGUUUGCCUACACCCGUAUGCCGUGAUGCAGUGUCCAGCCGGAACCGACGGCUAACACUACUACUACUGUGCUCCGUUAGUGCUAACAAGACCCAUUGCGGCAGCAGCAGUAAGAGGCGUAGAAUCCACAACCCCACUGGAACUCCCCGCAAUUGCCGUGGUGGGGAAUGGGAAUGGCAUAAAAAACUGACUACAGGAUUUAACCGGAUUGUCGUACAUUUCGUUCCCCAUCAUUUGACGCGUUAUGUGUUUUUCUUCCUUCUGUCCUCCUACCCGGCUGAGCCACUGCAUGUGCAUGCGAGAGCAUGGGGCAGUGACUAUCCCUUUGCAUCCUUCCAUCCCGGUCUAUAUCCCUUGCAUAUUCACACGUAAUGUUAAUGGUGUGUCAUCUCGUCGAUAGAUCAUGCGGUUUAGGAGAGCAUAUUUCUGCAGCUGGAUGGUGGGGGCAGACCGCAACCAGCACGCUGCGUCUCGAACCGUAAAGCCAAAGCCAACGACCGUGAUGUUUAGAAUGACACUAAUGAUAAUGAUGAUGAUGAUGAGGAGG